Molecule: messenger RNA, 423 nt
Organism: Trypanosoma grayi
Lineage: Eukaryota; Euglenozoa; Kinetoplastea; Trypanosomatida; Trypanosomatidae
Exons: 1
Coding region: 1-423 (140 amino acids)
Source: RefSeq, a predicted model, not a curated record
AUGCGCGGCGUGACGUUGGAGAUCGUCGUGAUCGGGGCGCUGUGCUGCCCCUCCAGUACGGCGAGGCAGCGGCGCUCGUCCCUGGAGCGCCAGUCCCACACGCGCACGGCGCAGUCAUCGCCACCCGACCACAACUCACCGCUGCGCAGGUGUAUCUCCAUGGCCCGCACGGAGCCGUGGUGUCCCCGCAACGUCGCCACGCACGCCACGUUCGUCUCAAUCUGCAGCGGGGCCUUCGGGUCCCACACUUUGAUGGUGGCGUCGUCACUCCCCGAGAGGACAAAUUCUUCCACCGGCUCGCCCCCACCGGCGGCGCUCUUGUCGUCGUCCUCGUCCAGCAGCCGCGUUUCCUCCGAGAUGGAACGGCUGCCACCCCCACUGCCGCUGGAGGCAACGAGGACGCAGCGCACGGCGUUGAGGUGA